AUUGGAAAAGCCCCGCCGACGUCCUUCUCGGCGUGGCGAGCACGAUAUAUUUUGUUUUUGGCCUCAUAUCACGGCCCAAUUUCUUCCUCACCUUACCCUUUGCAAGAUCAAUACUUCUCCAUCAUGUUCUCCCAACGCCUCUCUCGGGCUGUGUCCCAUUCUCUUGUCAGAUCCAGCAGCAGGAUCAAUGCCGGCAGUCGACGUCAUGCUUCCCGACAUACGAAAUUCACACUCAACAACGGAGCGUCCAUUCCCGCUUUGGGCUUCGGAACCUUCCAAGACCCCGACCAUCAAGAAGAAGCCGUAGUCCGAGCGCUGAAGCUUGGAUUCCGCCAUGUCGAUACAGCUCAGAUAUAUGACACUGAGCUGUCGACGGGAAAUGCAAUCAAAAAGGCCGGCAUUCCGCGAGAGGAGCUAUUCCUCUCGACCAAGCUUUGGAUGACAUCGCACCACCCCGACGAUGUCGAGCCCUCCCUCGACGCGUCUUUGGAGAAACUCCAAACCGACUAUCUCGACAUCCUGAUGUUGCACUUCCCGUGCGCCUUUGCCCGUGGCGACAAUGUGUUCCCGGAAGAUGAGAACGGCCUCAUGGCAAUGGGCGAUACGCACUAUCUCGACACUUGGCUAGCGUUGGAGAAGGUGCUGAAGACCGGCAAAGUCAAAGCUAUCGGACUGUCCAAUUUCACCAAGGAGCAAGUGCAGAACAUCAUCGACAAGGGUGAAGUGGUCCCGGCCAUCCACCAGAUUGAAUUACAUCCUUGGCUUCAGCAAGCAGAUUUCAUCAAAUGGCACAAGGAACAAGGCAUCCACAACACUGCGUACAGUCCUCUGGGUAAUAGCAACCCUUACUACCAAGAGCAGGUGUGGUCUCGACCGGAAGCGUUCAGCCUGCCGCCGCCUACCGAGGAUCCGGUCUUGAUCGAAGUAGCAAAGAAACACAACAAAUCGCCCCAUCAAGUCGCCUAUGCCUGGGGCAUCAACAACGGCCGCUCCGUGCUGUCGAAGAGUGUCGUUGACUGGCAGAUCGUGGCGAACUUGGAGGCCGACUUUGAGCUGGAUGCCGAGGACAUGGAGAAGAUUGCCACCAUGGACAAAAAGGCGCGCUUCAACGAUCCCAGCCCGCUGUUCAGAUUUCAGUUCUUCGAGGGGCUGGAUGGGUUCAAGCCCAGGGGCGAUCAUGAGUUCCCCGUGUCGGACGUGUUUGGCAAGAUCGGUAAGGUGUAGUGAGUGUGGUAGGCA
This is a messenger RNA of Neohortaea acidophila, 1239 nucleotides long. Its product is annotated as alcohol dehydrogenase. The record is from RefSeq and is a predicted model, not a curated record. Lineage: Eukaryota; Fungi; Ascomycota; Dothideomycetes; Mycosphaerellales; Teratosphaeriaceae. The coding region runs from base 124 to 1224 and encodes 366 amino acids. Gene Ontology annotation, molecular function: aldose reductase (NADPH) activity. The transcript has 7 exons. Gene Ontology annotation, cellular component: cytosol.